Messenger RNA from Rhododendron vialii, 795 nucleotides. RefSeq lists its product as uncharacterized. The transcript is spliced from 3 exons. Lineage: Eukaryota; Viridiplantae; Streptophyta; Magnoliopsida; Ericales; Ericaceae. The record is from RefSeq and is a predicted model, not a curated record. Bases 1 to 795 code for a protein of 264 amino acids.
AUGGGCACUGGGCACAGUACUUCUUUAUGGUUUGAUAACUGGCAUCCAUGGGGUCCCCUCUACAAGCUGCUAGAUGGAAGAUCUACUUCUAUCCUGGGGCGAGCUAUUUGGGCUAAGGUUAGUUAUGUUGUCCUCAAUGGUGAAUGGCACUGGCCUCGCCCAAGGAAUAACUUAAUCCAGCGUAUCCAAAAUGCUAUUCCUCCUACCUUACUGCCUCAAGCUGAUAAAGAGGAUGAAGUGGUUUGGACAGUGUCCCCAACUGGGCAGUAUGUGACAAAACAUACUUGGGAAGCUGUUAGGCAUCAUGGUGUGAAGGUUCAAUGGGCUCCCCUUGUCUGGUUCUCCAAGAAUGUCCCUAAAUGGGCAUUUAUUUUAUGGUUGGCUUGCUUAAAUAGGCUUUCUACAAAAGAUAGGCUUCGAAAAUGGGGAAUGGAUGUAGAUCCAAAAUGCACGCUGUGUUCUAUCUCGGAUGAAACUCUACAACAUCUGUUUUUUUAUUGUUCCUAUUCUAGAGUCAUAUGGGAACAGGUUCUGUCUAGAUUCUCGAUGCAUAAAGGCGUUGGUUCUGGGAUGCAGAGCUCAGUUGGGCUAUUAGGAAUUGCAGGGGAAAAAGCUUUAAAGCCUUAUAACAUCAGAUUAAGGACUUGUUCAUGGCGACAUAUUGACAAUACGUUGGAGAAUCAAAGACUUUUGGAUCUUUGGAAUCUUCCGAACAGAAUUGUAAUAGGUUUCAGUUGUAUAGCUUCUGAUCAUUGUGGGUUUAUACCCGUUGUUGAUUUGGUUGGUUGGUUUUAA